This is a messenger RNA of Monoraphidium neglectum, 1878 nucleotides long. RefSeq lists its product as hypothetical. Gene Ontology annotation, cellular component: anaphase-promoting complex. The record is from RefSeq and is a predicted model, not a curated record. Gene Ontology annotation, biological process: anaphase-promoting complex-dependent catabolic process; metaphase/anaphase transition of mitotic cell cycle; protein K11-linked ubiquitination. Lineage: Eukaryota; Viridiplantae; Chlorophyta; Chlorophyceae; Sphaeropleales; Selenastraceae. Gene Ontology annotation, molecular function: molecular adaptor activity. The transcript has 5 exons. Bases 1 to 1878 code for a protein of 625 amino acids.
AUGGGCGAGGGUGUCGCACUGUCAGGCUGGACCAAUGAGAGCGUGGUGUGGACCAGCGAGCAGCUGCCCUUCGUGGCAACAUACAACGAUGCGCACGGCCGCCUGGCGGUCUGGCGGCUGGACCCGGCCCCUGCGGGGGCGCCGCUGCUGGUUGGCAGCCAGCACGAGCUGCCGGUCGUCAGCCCCGCGGGCCUCGGGCACCCGCGGACGCCGGCCACCGGCAGCCUGGCACCGGCGUUUGCUUACGGGGCGCGCACGCCCAUGUCGGCCAGCAGCUUUGCGGGGACAUCCUAUGCGCCCUCCACCAUCAAAAGGUCCAGCGUCCGCACACCCAAUGGGUACCUCUCUCCGGACGUCUUCAACCCCGCGCCCCGUGGCGGCGCCGCCGCCACACCGCUCGCGCACGCCGCUCCCGCCGCCACGACGCGCGCGGCCGCGGCACUGCUGCUGCCGGGGCCUGACCCGGGCGCGAUCUUCAAGCUCGUUCUGAGGCACGAGUUGCCGCUGGCAGGGCCGCCCCCGAGCGGCGGGCAUCUGGCGACGGACGGCGAAGGCGCGCCGCUGCUGGCGGUCGUGUGCACGGACACCGCCACCCUCUUGGCGUUCCGCCUGCCUUUCAGCAACGCGCCCAGAGAGCCGCCAUCCCCGGCGGCCUUCGCCUUCGCGCUGCCCGCCCUGGCCGCCGCCGCGCUGGACGCCACGGGCAUGCGCUGCAGCGCCAGCUUCUGCGACCGCCUCAUUGACCUCCUCGUGCUGCAGCCCUCGCGCCAGCUGGUGCUCUACCGCGGCGCCUGGCCGCUCGCAACCUUUGGGCUACAAGGCGUUCCCAGGGCGCCCGCGGGCGCCGGCGCGGCGCGGCCGGGGGCGGCCGCGGGGCUCGCGGACGGGAUGGGGGCGUCAGACGCCAGGUGCGCCGGCAUGGACGUCGAUUCUGCGUUGUUUGAGAGCCGCGGGGCUGGGCCCGGCCGCGACCAGGGGCAGCACGACGGGCGGGAUUCUGCAGCGCAAGCGCCCUGCGGCCUGGAGCGCGCCGCGGGCGCCGACGUCGACGUGGUGGUCGAAGGCGGCGUGCGCGCACGCGCGCGCCUGCGGCUGCGGUGGCUGGACAGCCUACCCAGCCUCGCGCUUGCGGCGCUGCGCGAGGUGUUGCCGGCGCGGCGCUACCACGCGCUGCUGGCGCGGUGCCUGCUGCGGCCCGGCGCGUGCUGCGGGGACCUGCGGCGCGAGUGGGCAGCGGUGGAGGGCGUACUGCUGGCGUGGGCGCGGGACGCGCGCCACCUCGACGGCCAUGAGCCGCCAGAGGAGCCGGCGCGGCCGCAGGACCCGGGGCCGCGUGGCGUUGCCACGCCGUCCGCUCCCGGCGUGACGCGGCGCCAGCCGCCGCUGCAGCAGCAGCAGCAGCAGCAGCAGGCCCCGAGCCAGGCGCCCACUCCAGAUUUCUCCUUCCCGCCCGACCCCGCUCUGAUGGCCAGCCCUGGCAGCGCUGACAUGGACCUGGCUACCCCCGAAUCGACGCUGCGUGGGGCGCGGACGCCGUCGGCAUGGCGGGCGCCGGCGGCUGCGGCGAGCGCGUCGACGCCUCACAGCCUGAGCAGGGCCGGCAGGAUGGCCGCCGCGGCCGCACGGCAGGGCCAGGCACAGCAGCAGCAGCAGCAGCAGCAGCAGCAGCAGCAGCAGCAGCAGCAGCAGCAGCAGCAGCAAGCAAGGCCACUCAUUUGUAUUGACCAGCAACAGCAGCAGCAACAGCAGGAUGACGAGCGAGCGGGUGAUGAUGACUACGAUGACGACGAGGACAUGGACAUGGCCACACCAAUGACUGACGCGGCUAUCCGCGGGAGCCACAGGCGCAAGCAGGCAGCCGCGGGUGGCAGGGGCUGA